Molecule: messenger RNA, 765 nt
Organism: Heteronotia binoei (common prickly gecko)
Lineage: Eukaryota; Metazoa; Chordata; Lepidosauria; Squamata; Gekkonidae
Gene: NKAIN4
Product: sodium/potassium transporting ATPase interacting 4
Exons: 6
Coding region: 1-483 (160 amino acids)
Biological process (GO): regulation of sodium ion transport
Source: RefSeq, a predicted model, not a curated record
AUGGUCACAACAAGUGAAAAAUCAAUCAUGCCGGUGGAACGCGGGCCAUAUGCCAUCUGGACUGCCAUCUGGGUCACCUGGAACAUCUUCAUCAUCUGCUUUUAUCUGGAGGUUGGCGGCCUUUCCAAGGACAGUGAGCUCUUGACCUUUAACAUCUCCCGCCACCAGUCGUGGUGGAGCGAAAAUGGUCCCGGCUGUGUUCGGAAGGAGACCCCCAUGAUGGGCAUCAAGGGCUUGGACAGCCAUUCUUACGUCUCCGUGAUUGGCUGUGCUCUGGAGUAUCGCUACAUUGAAGUCAUGCACAGCGCGGUGCAGAUCCUGGUGGCUCUGGUGGGCUUCGUCUACGCCUGUUACGUUGUCAGUGUUUUUACAGAAGAAGAGGACAGCUUUGAUUUCAUUGGUGGAUUUGAUCCAUUCCCUCUCUACCAUGUCAAUGAAAAGCCCUCCAACCUUUUGUUCAAGCAGACAUACCUGCCUGCGUAAGUGAGAGGGAUCCGGAGACCGGACUGGGCAGAAGGCAGGAGCGGCGAGGAUCACCCUUUGCGCACCAGCUGUCCCAGAUGUGCGGCAGGAGCGACAGGAAACAUGCCCCGUUGAGAAGGACACCAGCAGAAUGGCUGUACUUUUCGAGCCGUCGCCAUGGCCAAAAUAUCGGUUUCGCUGGCCUCCUGGAGGGCCCGGCUCAUAAAGGGACCUGCGGUUUUUGCUAUAAAUGAAUUAAAUAGAAAGUGGAUCUCAUCCCCACCCCCAAAGCUCCACUGAGAA